CCAAGAUGGUGGACGGCCCUGGGGAAUCUCGGGAAAAGGGCUCAUCAAGAGUCAAAUCAAGCCCCUCUGCGGGCAGCAAUAGUCCACAAAAGUGUUUAGAUGAUAAGACAUUGUCUACGAAGGAUGACUCCAGCCUUGCGUCACUAAAUCUGAAGUAUAACAUCAGAUCCAAAUCGACCCUUGGGAGUGUGCUCAUUGACUAUGGUCUUCCCGAGGAGAAGAAAAAACGGCAUAAGAAGCGUGAACCAGACACCAAAGUGAGACCCCCUCAGAGACGUCGGAGAGAAACAUAUGAAGAUGAGAGAGAUCGGGAGAGGCGUCUCUACAGAGAGAAGAAAAGCCAACAGGUGGUGGAUGACCUGGACUCAUUAAAGGACCACUACUACGCAAAGUACAUGAACAUGUUAAAUGAGAGGGUUAAAAAGCAGCAUGUCGAUUUUAAGCGGAGAUCUGAGGAUCAACAGAGGCAGCUGCAGGAGGAGAAGGAGACUGCAAGUCAUCGGGUCAAGAAACGCCUCACAAGAUCUGAUCUUUCAACAGAUAACUCAUUUAUGAAAGAUCUUCACAAGUCACAGUUUCAUGAAAUUCUGGCCAGAGAACGAAAGCUUGCAAAGGAAGGCAAAUUAAAAACGUUGACCGACUCUGAAUUAUUCUGGUCAAAGGAGUUGAAUAUCCCCACAAGCAUCAAAGACGAUUCACAGAGACGUGGAAUUCAAAAUAAUUUGUUAUCUAUGCUAGGUGGUGAUUCAUCAGAGAAUUUCAGCUUUACAGACCAGGACUCCAUCAACAGCUUGGAUGACACUCAGCAACCUGCCACCAACCUCAACUUGUAUCAAAUCGAAGAAGUCUCAGAGUCGAGACCAAGUACCCGGGAGCAACAGACUGGGAGAUGGGCUGUCACACAGCAGGCUCAACAUAUUUACAAGCAGCCCACAAGAGACAAGGAACGAAGACGUGGCUCUAUGAAUUCACAGGCCAGAAAGACGAAAGAUGAAGUAGAAAUACAGUUUCCAAGGGUUGAGAUGCCUAAAUUGCACUGCUUCACAAUGAGUCUGGCCAAGCCACCGCCUGAUCUUGUUGAGGAAAGACGGAAAGCUGAUUUGGCCAAUAGAGAACGAGAGAGACGAGUCUUCCUUCGUAAAAUACAGAAAAUGUAUCAACUUGCCAUGGCAAAUACAGCAUCAGCAAACAGAAUUUUAGACAAACAUGACCCAGAUGACUUAUUCCUGUUGAUGGAAGGCCCCAAUGUCAGUGACAAAACGAGCCAUUACGCAUUAAAACCAAGCCCCUUCCAUGAUGAAGCCAACAUUGAUCAUUUCUUCCUGACACAUACCGAUCAGUCUUGGCCGCCAGGAAAGUAUGGCAUUGCCACGAUACCGGAGGAGCGGGAAUCCGAGGUGCAGACGCGGCAGUCUUUCAUCACGCACCAGACACACACCGAGGAGAUUACCGAUCGAACCGGCAGCGGUGUUAGCGCACCGUCUAGUAAAACAUGGCAGAUGCGACCGGAGGAGUCUGAGGCCAGAUCAAAACCAAUGCCCAUCAUAAGUAGAGAAAAGUCAAUACCACUCACUAUGAAUGAACUUCUGGAGCAGUGUCCCGAGGAGAAAAUUAUGGAGGCUAAGCAACUGAGCUCUCUCUGGACCAACUACAUGAAAGAGAAUAAACCGAUGGCCGUAAAUACGUGAUGUGCCUGCCGAUGAUGUGGACCCACACAACAGGGCAGCUCGGGAUUCAGAUCUUUGUUACUAAUCUUGACAUACUCACGGUGGCUCACUAUGCAUUUGUAUGGACUGAAAAUAUCAAGGUGGAGUGAAAAAUGAUAAAUACCACAACCACUUUACCCCUGUUCUUUGUCACUUGAGUUUUGUGCCAAUUAAAUCGUUUUGUAUUAAUCACAAUUGGACAAGUUGGAUUAUCUCACCAUUGCUCACUUCUUCAGAGAGAAACAUCUGCAAAACAAUCGAAGACAUCUACUUGAAUCAUGUUAGACCAUUCCAUCCAGUUCAUGUCUAUUUAUAGAACUUGUCACUUGUUUGUCUAUUUCAGCAGUGUAAUGAUCAUGUUCUAUUUGGUGAAGCUUUGUUUUUAUGAAAUAUUUAUUGUAAAUAUAUCUCUUAUCGUUGUUUGUAAAGGAAUAAUGGUAUUAAAUGAUGCUCAA
Molecule: messenger RNA, 2161 nt
Organism: Lineus longissimus
Lineage: Eukaryota; Metazoa; Nemertea; Pilidiophora; Heteronemertea; Lineidae
Exons: 13
Coding region: 6-1688 (560 amino acids)
Source: RefSeq, a predicted model, not a curated record